CUGUAAGUCGAUGGACCGAGGAGAGAGAGAGAGAGAGAGAGAGAGAGAGAGAGCAGUCGGACAUCUCAGAGGGAUUCAGCGCUGCAGAACGGUGAGAAGCAAGGCAGAGCUGAACCUGAGCCCAGUUUUACACUCAGAAGACCCUGUGAGAUGUUUAGAAACAAACCUGACAGGUGAAUUUCAGCGUUUAGACGAACACUCGUGUUAGGACGCACUCAAUCCAUCCUCACUGGGCGGCCCAUGCACAUGCACGACAACAUGGGUAGCUCCCCGGAGGUGCUCUCGUGGACUUCCUGCCCCAGUCUACUGGUGGGCAAACUGAAGGAGGAGCUCAAACUCACUGUGGCUGGGGACGGAAUGAAAAAAACAAACUUGCCCAACACCCAACCUCAGCCUCCUCAGGCACCUCCUUUGAACCUACCUCCUCAGAUUAUCACAGACUUGGCCCCGCCCACACACCUGCCUGUUCCCCUGCAGACGCUACAGACGUCUAUUCAGGAUGAGGACUCAAUGCUGGGGGGUAUAACUCCCCCUCACGUAGCUUUGAGCGUGGAUUCCACAAGGAGCGAGGGCGGACACUUUGACAACAGCGUGCUCCAGCUGCAGGAGCACGACCACGAGGAGGCUGUGUCACCGGCCUCAUGUGAGCAUGGCGGGUGUGGGUGUGGGAGUGGGAUGGAGGAGCAGAUGGAAGAAGGGGACUGUCCCAUGGAUCACAGUGGAGAGGGGAGGCAGAACCACCACCCCCACCACCCUGAUGACAUCAAGCUGCACUUCCAGAGAGCAGGUCCUGGUUCGGGCGGCUUCUUAGAGGGGUUGUUUGGCUGUCUGCGGCCCGUCUGGAACAUCAUCGGGAAGACAUACUCGACAGAAUACAAGCUGCAACAGCAAGACAUGUGGGAGGUUCCAUUCGAGGAGAUUUCAGAGCUGCAGUGGCUCGGCAGCGGUGCACAAGGAGCCGUCUUCUUGGGAAAGUUCCGCUCUGAGGAGGUGGCCAUCAAGAAGGUGCGCGAGCAGAAGGAGACGGACAUAAAACCCCUGCGAAAACUCAAACAUCCAAAUAUCAUCAGCUUCAAGGGUGUGUGCACGCAGGCACCUUGUUACUGCAUCAUCAUGGAGUACUGCGCUCAGGGCCAGCUGUAUGAGGUGUUGAGAGCGGGGAGGAAGGUGACCCCGAGGCUGCUGGUGGACUGGGCCUCAGGCAUCGCCAGCGGCAUGAACUACCUACACCUGCACAAAAUCAUCCACAGAGACCUCAAGUCUCCCAAUGUUUUGGUGACCCACAACGACACUGUGAAAAUCUCUGACUUCGGAACGUCCAAAGAGCUCAGUGACAAAAGUACAAAGAUGUCAUUUGCUGGUACAGUGGCCUGGAUGGCCCCAGAAGUGAUACGAAAUGAGCCUGUAUCUGAAAAAGUAGAUAUAUGGUCCUUUGGUGUUGUGUUAUGGGAGCUUCUGACUGGAGAGAUUCCCUACAAAGACGUGGAUUCCUCUGCCAUUAUUUGGGGUGUUGGCAGCAACAGUCUCCACCUUCCUGUUCCCUCCACCUGCCCCGAUGGCUUUAAAAUCCUCAUGAAGCAAACAUGGCAAGGCAAACCUAGGAAUAGGCCUUCAUUUCGUCAGAUCCUAUUACAUCUGGACAUUGCCUCUGCUGAUGUCCUGGGAGCUCCCCAGGAGACCUACUUCAAGUCUCAGUCAGAAUGGAGAGAGGAGGUGAAGAAACAUUUCGAGAAGAUCAAGAGUGAAGGCACCUGUAUCCACAGGCUGGAUGAAGAGCUCAUCCGGCGCCGGAGGGAUGAACUGAGGCAUGCUCUGGACAUCCGGGAGCACUAUGAGAGGAAACUAGAACGAGCAAACAAUCUCUACAUGGAGCUCAGCGCCAUCAUGCUGCAGCUGGAGGUCCGGGAGAAAGAACUAAUGAAGAGAGAGCAAGCAGUGGAGAAGAAAUAUCCCGGGACAUAUAAGCGCCACCUGGUCCGACCCAUCGUCAGGUCCAACGCCGUAGAGAAGCUUAUCAAGAAGAAAGGAAGCAUUUCCCACAAACCGGGGAUGCCAUCCGCUAAAAGGCCCGACUUGCUUCGUUCUGAUGGCAUCCCCAGUGUCGACUCUCUUCCCUCCCCCUCGCCACUAUCGGCAAGCCCUAAAGUCUCAACGCCUCCCGGCAAAGCCCGAUACAGAAGCAAGCCUCGCCACCGCCGCGCCAACAGCAAAGGCAGCCACAGUGAGUUCCCUGGGCUGUUGAAGUCUAUAGCUGGAGCCUCAGAGGACACACAGUCUCUUCAGGAGCAACAGUUCCACCAUCACCACCACCACACACUACCUGAGGGGGCCCUCCUCCCCUUGAAGGGCCGCGAACAGGCCGUUGUCAACUGUGCCAAUAACCUACGCUACUUCGGCCCCGCGGCUGCCCUCCGCAGCCCCCAGACGGACCACCUGCAGCGCCGCGUUUCUGAAUCCAGCCCCGACCUCAUAUCCACCGCGGUGGACGCAGACACGCGACAGAGGACUUCAUCCACCAGCUCCAACCACGUCCCAGGUGCUGGUGCUGGCUCUCUGUGUCCCUGCUGUCAGGCUCACCCCUUCCCUGGAUGCCUUCACUGUCAGGAGACCCCUCCAGUAUCAAACCACCCAGAGUUACCUCACUACUCACUGCUCAACACGCAGGAAAGCACCCAGUCCUUUUUGGGGGCUCCCGGCAAAGACCAAACUACAGACAGCGAGGCCACCAAAAAGACCGAGCCACAGGAACGUGACGCAUCGGAACACACACACACCCUCCCCUCUGCCCUGCCCCGCAUUCUCAGACCUCUCAGGAAGGGAGGCGAUGAGUCAUCUGAAGAGGAGGAGGGGGAGGUAGAUAGUGAAGUGGAGUUUCCAAGAAGACAGAGACCUCAUCGCUGCAUGAGCAGCUUUCAGUCCUACUCCACCUUCAGUUCAGAAAACCUGUCCGUGUCCGACGGCGAAGAGGGAAACACCAGCGACCACUCCCACAGCGGACCCCUAGAGAGGAUGAGCGCCAGCCAGGAGGAGCACCUGGAUGAGCUGCUGUCGCACACACCGGACAUCCCCAUCGACAUCUCCACCCAGUCAGACGGCCUGUCUGACAAGGAGUGUGCUGUCCGUAGGGUGAAGACCCAGAUCUCACUGGGAAAACUGUGCUCUGACGAACACAGCUACGAGAAUCCACUACAGUUUGGGGACUCAGACUGUGAUUCAUCAGAAGCAGAGUGUUCAGACGCCACCAUCAGAAACAACAAAGCUGGGGCUCCAUCUUCGUGGUGAAAAGGUCCCCAGGGCUUAGUUCUGUUUUUGCCUGGAGGCCAUCGUGUCCCAUUCUGCUCUGCAGAAAACACAGCAAUAAGAGGACCACAUUGUAAACAAAGCUCCCUAUAGCAAAGCCCCAUGCAAUCUCUCCCAGGACCCCCCUUGUCCCCCCC
Messenger RNA from Labrus bergylta (ballan wrasse), 3437 nucleotides. It is a transcript of the gene map3k13, whose product is annotated as mitogen-activated protein kinase kinase kinase 13. Gene Ontology annotation, molecular function: MAP kinase kinase kinase activity; ATP binding. Lineage: Eukaryota; Metazoa; Chordata; Actinopteri; Labriformes; Labridae. Gene Ontology annotation, cellular component: cytoplasm. Gene Ontology annotation, biological process: signal transduction; protein autophosphorylation. The record is from RefSeq and is a predicted model, not a curated record.